AUCCGAAAUCACUCGCAGCCACUCAACGGGAUCGAAAUGUGCUACAGAUAUAGCUUCAGUUUUAUUACAAUCGCGGCGGUUCUGCUUCUGGCAGUGGGCAUUCAAGGAGCUCCCUCGGAUGUGGUGGUGGAGAAGGCGGAGGACCCCGCAGUGCAUAGUCCCCUGCCAGAUGGUCAUUUUGAAGUCCCGGAGGACUGUCACCAGCCCAAGGAAACUGGUCGCUGCUUCGCUUUGUUCUACCGAUAUGCCUACAAUGUGGAUACCCAGGCCUGCGAGGAGUUCGUCUACGGAGGAUGUGCCGGCAAUAAGAACAACUUCGAGUCCAAGGAGCAGUGCGAACAGGCCUGUUUGGGAAAGUCUGCCAGUCCGACUACAGAGGCCUCUACAGAAGCCAACAGCGAGGUCACCACCGAAAAUAGCACCUCUGCUUGAUUUAUUUUAGUUUUUUAGUUCGUAAUUUAUCUGUCAUCUGAAUUCAUCGCAAAAGCAAAAGCAACACAUUAAGCUACUGAGUUGAUUAUUGAAAUAAAUUGAUUUGAUUUUUUAUUAAUUUUA
Molecule: messenger RNA, 555 nt
Organism: Drosophila eugracilis
Lineage: Eukaryota; Metazoa; Arthropoda; Insecta; Diptera; Drosophilidae
Product: early lactation protein
Exons: 1
Coding region: 37-432 (131 amino acids)
Molecular function (GO): serine-type endopeptidase inhibitor activity
Source: RefSeq, a predicted model, not a curated record